Phodopus roborovskii (desert hamster) is the source of this 7027-nucleotide messenger RNA. RefSeq names its product Ral GEF with PH domain and SH3 binding motif 2 (gene Ralgps2). NCBI's taxonomy places the organism in Eukaryota, Metazoa, Chordata, Mammalia, Rodentia, Cricetidae. Gene Ontology annotation, cellular component: plasma membrane. The record is from RefSeq and is a predicted model, not a curated record. Gene Ontology annotation, molecular function: guanyl-nucleotide exchange factor activity. Gene Ontology annotation, biological process: Ras protein signal transduction; positive regulation of GTPase activity. The coding region runs from base 233 to 1984 and encodes 583 amino acids. The transcript is spliced from 20 exons.
CCUGGAAGGGAGCCCGGACCUGUGCUCUGCCGUGGCUCCCCGCCCCCCUCGAAGCGCUUUUCCUGCCGCCGUGUGCGGUGUAGUCGCAGGCGGGUUUCAGGGUGCGUGGGCGUGUUUGGGAAGAAGCUGCGAGCUGAUAGGAGGUGCCUCGGAAUAAUGUAUUUGUGGCCUUGGACAUGAAGUAAUCAGACCUGUUGCUGUUGAUAUAGGAUCAGGGACUGAUGAGGGCAGCAUGGACCUGAUGAACGGGCAGGCAAGCAAUGUUAAUAUCGCAGCCACUGUUUCCGAGAAAAGUAGCAGCUCUGAGUCAUUAAGUGACAAGGGCUCUGAACUGAAGAAAAGCUUUGAUGCUGUGGUAUUUGAUGUGCUUAAGGUUACACCAGAAGAGUACGCGGGUCAGAUAACACUAAUGGAUGUCCCAGUGUUUAAAGCUAUCCAGCCAGAUGAGCUUUCCAGUUGUGGAUGGAAUAAAAAAGAAAAAUAUAGUUCUGCACCAAAUGCAGUUGCUUUCACAAGAAGAUUUAAUCAUGUAAGCUUUUGGGUUGUUAGAGAGAUUCUCCAUGCUCAAACAUUGAAAAUAAGAGCAGAAGUUUUGAGCCACUAUAUUAAAACUGCUAAGAAACUGUAUGAACUUAACAACCUUCAUGCACUUAUGGCUGUGGUUUCUGGCUUACAGAGUGCACCAAUUUUCAGAUUGACUAAGACAUGGGCGUUAUUAAGUCGAAAAGACAAAACUACAUUUGAAAAACUGGAAUAUGUAAUGAGUAAAGAAGAUAACUACAAAAGACUCAGAGACUAUAUAAGCAGCUUAAAGAUGACACCUUGUAUUCCUUACUUAGGUAUCUAUUUGUCAGACUUGACAUACAUCGACUCAGCAUACCCAUCCACCGGCAGCAUUCUAGAAAAUGAGCAAAGAUCAAAUUUGAUGAAUAACAUUCUUCGAAUAAUUUCUGAUUUACAGCAAUCCUGUGAAUAUGAUAUUCCCAUGUUGCCUCAUGUCCAGAAAUACCUGAAUUCCGUUCAGUAUAUAGAAGAACUACAAAAGUUCGUGGAAGAUGAUAAUUACAAGCUCUCGUUAAAGAUAGAACCGGGGACAAGUACACCACGUUCAGCUGCUUCCAGAGAAGACCUAGUAGGUCCUGAAGUGGGAGCGUCACCUCAGAGCGGGAGGAAAAGCAGUGCUGCCGAGGGGACCUUCCUGCCACAGACACCCCCGUCCCCUCGGAACCUGAUUCCACAUGGACACAGGAAGUGCCAUAGCUUGGGUUACAAUUUCAUUCAUAAGAUGAACACAGCAGAAUUUAAGAGUGCGACAUUCCCAAAUGCAGGGCCACGGCACCUGCUGGAUGAUAGCGUCAUGGAGCCGCAUGCACCAUCACGGGGUCAAGCAGAGAGCUCCACGCUUUCCAGUGGAAUAUCCAUAGGGAGUAGUGAUGGCUCUGAACUAAGUGAAGAGACCUCAUGGCCAGCUUUUGAAAGGAACAGAUUAUACCAUUCUCUCGGCCCGGUGACAAGAGUGCCACGAAAUGGCUAUCGAAGCCACACGAAGGCCAGCAGUUCUGCGGAGUCAGAAGAUUUGGCGGUGCACUUGUACCCAGGAGCUGUUACUAUUCAAGGUGUCCUCAGGAGAAAAACUUUGUUAAAAGAAGGCAAGAAGCCCACAGUAGCGUCUUGGACAAAAUAUUGGGCAGCCUUGUGUGGAACACAGCUUUUUUAUUAUGCUGCCAAAUCUCUGAAGGCUACAGAAAGAAAGCAUUUCAAGUCAACAUCAAAUAAAAAUGUGUCUGUGGUGGGAUGGAUGGUGAUGAUGGCUGAUGAUCCAGAGCAUCCGGACCUCUUUCUUCUGACUGACUCCGAGAAAGGAAAUUCAUACAAGUUUCAAGCUGGCAGCAGGAUGAAUGCAAUGCUGUGGUUUAAACAUUUGAGUGCGGCCUGCCAGAGUAACAGGCAACAGGUUCCUACAAACUUGAUGACUUUUGAGUAAAAGCCUGAGAAAAAGGAAGUGUACCAUUGUUCCUGCGAGGAGCAAAGGACCUGCGGAGAGCGCGAGCCGCACCAUCCUGUGCCAGGAAGAGCCCCUAGGCUCCAGCCCAGCCUCCGGAGCUCAGAACCAAAAGCACUAAUUUCAGGGAAUGAAGUGAGAUAUUCCCAGAGAACAAAUUGGAGUUGCAAAACAAACUGCCAUGAACUACGCUUCUUAUCUCCGAACUGACCUGUGGAAACCACUGCCUUAACAGAGUGAGAGGGAAACCAACACCAAAUAGUGUGUGUGAAUCUUCUGGCGGUGCUGUGCUUGGAAUAAAUUGUAGCUAAUUUGUGUUUCUUUUAACUUUGUACUAAUUUUGGAGGGGAAACCAUCUUUUUUUUAGAUACACUUUAAAAAGGAAAACCCUUUCUUAUGGAUUCCAUCAAGAGCUGUUUUAGGUGCAGUAAGAAGUACCCGGUGAGGAAUAGGCCAACAGCCCACCUGCAGGGUCUGCUCAGCCUCUGGUACUGGCUUCCUGGCAUUUACCCACAGCAAGAUAUGGGAGUUGAAUGAUGACAGUGCUAGUUAUGGAGGUGUAUUUGGAAUAAGGUGUACUUGAAUGAGAAAUGUAUUUAAACACUGCACUCUGGAAUUCAGUGCUGGAAGGAGAACGGGGACUUCCUGAAGGAGGUACAAAGGCUGAGUGUUCACCUUGCAGCAGGCUCCAGAACAUGUGGUUGUUUCUAACUGGGCUUAACUUCCUAUAUGAAUUCACAAAUCUGCGUAGGAGAAUGAUGAUCCCAAACUGAGGUUUCUGUAGUUUUCUCAAAUCUACAGUCAAGUGGAUUCUCCAGCCACAGGGGUUCAGCGUCAUGGUGAAGGCCCUGGUGGUAUUUCCCGGUCUUUGCCCUUUGCAGUGUUUAAUGUGCGUUAUGCCAGACUUAUUUUUUAUUGCAUUUGUUUCUGUUCAGUAUGAAGUUCAAAAGCAUACUUGUUUAAAAGAUUCUUCACAUAUAUGUAUGUAUUUUAUUGUAAGACAAAACGAUUUUAAGAAGAAUAAAGGCAAAGUUUUCAGUUCUAGGAGUUAAAAAUAUAAAACUUUUUCUCUGUAUGAUUUUCCCAAAUGUACCAGAACGUUUUUUUAGAAAGCUUCUUUACUGUCGGUCCCCAAUCUGAAAAUUAUGUUUUGUUAGUAACUGGCCAAACAGUUUUGAGAGUGCCCUUCUAGGCAAUAACACAUUUAAUUUUUAAAAUGAACGUUGGACUUGAGAUAGCCUAGAAUUUUAACCAAGAAUAGUGCUUGAAUAGACUACUGUGGGCUACAACUCUUCGUAGUGGCUCUGUGCAGAGGCCUUGACUUAACACCUCCAAGCAAACUGCUCUUUCUUUAGGUCUCACAUAAAAUUUCUCAUAUUUGUAUCCUUCAAGAAUUGUGUCCUUUUUAUCAGAAAUUAGCUGAAAAAGAAAUCAGUCCAAAAGAAAGCAAAGAGCCUUUUCUGAGUGUUUCUAAUUUCAGUAAUUCAAAUAUGUUUGUCAUGUGACAGAAAUAGAUUAGUUGGGGUUUCAUUGACAAGCAAGGAAAGGCAAAUGUUGCCUGUAUAGAAUGAUUUUUUCAAAUAAUGGUCUAAGCUUACCCACAUUGGGUAUGCAUAGACAGACAUUACUAAGUAGCCAGCAGUAUUACAGUAUAGACUUUGUACAUCUUACUUUCGUUUUGCAUUAUUUUUAGCAAUCCCUUAGUUUACGUUGCUUAUGAAAUAAUGAUUUCAAUAGCAUCCUUGCUGUUUUUGAGAUACUGUGAAUGAGAAUCCUGUGGCUUUUUUAUUGCAACCUUAUGAGUAAGCUAAAGCCGUUACAUUGUAGGUGAAUCGCAUCUGUGGAGAUGGGCAGCUAGCAGAGGCCGACCUCACUGUUUUGCCAAAGAAAUAGCACUGAGAUGGAAGACAUACGUGUUCAAUGUGCCCAGCCUCACCUGGGUGAGGGGAGGGGGAGAACCAUGUUUAGAUCAGAGUAGCCAGUCCAUAUUAGCACUAUGGCCUCUGGCCAAAACUAAAACUAUUUUUCUACUUUAAAAUUUGCUGUAAACAUCAGUCAUUGCUUUUUAGGGUGAUUCUAGAAACUGUGAGAGAUGAGUUAUAUAGAACAGGUUGAGUUUUGUUUUUUUUUUUUUUAAUCUAUAAUUCACAGAAUGGUAUCAGAUUAGAGUUGAAGCAAAGAAAACAUUGCCAAACUGUAGUAAAUAUUUGAAUGCUUUAUUGGAGAGUGAACCCUGUUGUAAAGUGACUCACAGGCUCAUUGUCCAUGAUCCUUAAAGUUCAUUUGUUUGUCUAAUAGCCAACGAGGACUCUCUAGAAAUUCACUCAAAACAUAUACUUAAGCUAGUUUAUAAGCAGACUGAAUGGGAUAUUCUAUGACCCAGUGCAAGGUGUGUAGUGCUAGCCUCAUUUGACAACCUAUAUGAGUAUAAAGGCUUAUUUUUUUCCUAAGUCUGUUUUUAAGUUGUACCUACGAAAAUGCCUGCAUAGUGCCCAAGCACUGUUCUGCGCUCCCUGUGCUUAUUUUUCAGAAUAUUUUUGCUAUAGUGUCUAUACUUGUAAGGAUCAAAAGAGAAUUGAUGUUUGGUUUUGUUCAGUGUGUAUUUGUGUGAACAAUUCAAAAAAGGAUCCAAUUUUGAAGUAUUUUUCUCUCUUUCCUUAUAUAUGUUUGAGUGGCAAUUAUUUUUCCUGUGUAAACUGUAUCAUCCACUAUUGUGCCAUCUUCUGAGUGGUCUGUUGCUACUGGAUCUCCAUGUUGAGUUCAUCAGGAGGCUCAGAACUGCAGUUUUUUUGUUAGUGGUGGUGGUUUUUGGGUUUUUUGUUUUGUUUGUUUUUGUUUUUGUUUUUUUUUUUUUUUUUUUCCUCCUCGAUGUUUAUACAGAAGCCCAGCAAGCAGCAUUUUUCUCCAACAGGAAUGGAGCCGCGCUUAGACCCCUGGGUAGCUGAAAUGGUUCCCUGUGAGCAGUGUGGCUUCAUCAGUCCCUGGAGAUUGUUAACAUUUAACUGUCCAAAUGACUUCCGCGUAAGAUCCUUUCCUGAGGUUAAAUCUGUAAGUUACAUAUAUUUAAAACUGUGGGGCAUUAUAUCAUUGGAAAUCAGUACUAACAGACUUAAUUCAUUGGCUUUUUACAAGAACAUACCUUCUGUUGGUUUCCUUCCUGUUUAUUGAGGCACAUUUCUUUCUCCUUCCUGUUUAUUGAGGCACAUUCCUUUCUGUUACCUUCUGCAAACAAGAGGUACCAGUGUUGCUUAAUGGAAGAUAAGCUUUAAUAAAAAGAAAUCCUCUGCCCUCAAGACUUUUAAAAGAAUUACAUCCUUUUGAAAACGAAGCUGAACUUCAUUGUACUGGGACCACGCCACAGCAGUACGGCUGCUGCCAGAGCCCUGGCCGAGCAAGUGGUGGGGUGUACCUGACUUUAGCCUCCUUUUAGGGCUUGUGUUCAUUUUCUCUUUUAUAUUAUUUCUUACUACCAUCCUGGUUUAUGGCCAGGAAGGUAUCGCUUUUUUCUAAGCCUCUGAGACACAAAAUUGCUAUUAAAUAGUAUUAAUGAUAAAUUACAUGUGAACCUUUUCAAAAUGACUUAAGUACCUUUUGGGCUUGCUUCCCUAAAAAUGGCUUGUGUCUAAAAUGACUUUUCAACUUGAGAAUUCCUCUGAAGAGAUGCAUACACUCCCGCUUUUCAGCUCACUGAAGGCAAUUGCAUUUAGCCUAUCUCUAGCCAUUGAGUCGGUGGUGCCUUAUCAAUUUGAAACUAGUUUUAGGGCAUUGAGAAUGGCUUUAACCAUGUGCCCUCUUAGCCCUCUGGCCUGAAGAUGACUGUGUAGACAUCUGGAUAGUUUUAGUUCUCCAUUCUUAAUUCUUUUUCAGAUGAGCCUCCCUCCCUCCCUGUGGCGCUCUUGUCUGGGUAGGUUAAACAAAUGCACUCAAAUCAGCCUUUGGAUGAGGACUGUCCAUGCUGGCUGUCAGGAACCUCCAUCUAACUGAAUCUAAUUGUAUUCUGUGUUGUUUUGACCUUAGGGUAUGUGACAAGGCCUGUGGGCAAAAUCCCUAAAGGAAUAGGAUACAUACAGAAGGAGUUUUUCAGUUUUACUAAAACUACUAAAAUACUGUGGUGGCAAUCAAAAAUCCCUGCAGCCAGAAAUGAAAUUUAUUUCAGUUUCCUAUUUAAGAAAGAAUGAACAAGCAGUCCCUUACCCUGCUGGUUAUUGCUUACUUGAAAAUAUACAAGAAAGACAGCACUAUUAAUAAAUCAGGGGCAAGAGACUAGACUAGGUUUCUCAGCCAAAGCAAAGUUUAGAAACAUUUUGCAUAGGACAUUGGAAGGCCAGGAGAUACUUUUAUCUGUCUGAGUAGAAAUGCUGUUUUCAGGGUGCUUAGAGAAUAGACACAUAGAAGCACAUGGUCUUUAGAUCCAGUGAAAAGGUUAACAGGUCCUUGAGGGUUAUUAGCAAAAUUUAAAAUCUGAUUUCAGCCAAUUGGUCUGCAAAAUAGUUAAAGGAACUCAUGGAGUGCUUGGGGAAAGGAAAGUCAGCAGGCAAUUUCAAAUUUAUAUAUCGAGUAACAAAUGCUAUAUUCCUGAAGAUGUCACCUGAUAGAACUCAACAGUAUGGUUUCAAGAAGUAUUGAGUUGGUGGAUGUUACUAAGAUAGGUGGUAGGACUCCAAACUUGAGUUUCUACAGCUUGAUUGUUGGUGUUCAUUCUUUGAUAGCCCACUGAAGGGCCUGGAAGGAGGCACUCAAACAUCUCUAGGGAUAAAUUCCCAAAGCUAAUAAUAAAAAAGAAAUAAAAACUCACAAACUGUUUUCCUUCUCUGUCCCAGUUAACUUGAGGUACUUAAUGAUGAAGGGCUCACUUGCACUGUGACCUCUCUGAGUGAUGUGCAUCUUGGUUCCUCUCUGGCUUUGUUUCUUUUUAAUAUGCAGAAGUGAGCGUGUGAUCUUCAGUGUGUUUGCAUAAGCUAACUUAAGAUGAAUUUAAGAACAGUUUUCUGAAAUAUUUCUAUUGAAAUAAACAACUUAAAACUA